AUAAAAAAAACUCAUUUGUACAUUUUUUUUUUACAUCGGAUUUCACUUUAUUGUUUCUCUCAGCCAAUAAAAGGAAGUGUAUGGGCCUAAACAGCUAGGCGAUACAGAGACUGUUAUACAAUUUGCGGAACAAAGAUUAUAUUGAAGUUUUUUUUGGAUCAACAAGAAUUUCUCGCACGAAUAUAUGUUAUAUCCUCUCUCUUGUAUAUAAUACUUUUCAUUUCGACACGCUUUUUGUUAGGAUUAUAUAGAGAAAGUUAUUUUAAUUGUAUUUAAUUGUACGAUGCCUAUGAGGAAAAUCUAACACUCAUAAAUAUUGUUGCCGUAUAACGUCAAAUAUAUGUAUGUGUGUAGAUACAUCGUGUGAAUUGAUAUUAUAAUAAUAAUAUUAAUGAUAAUAAUAGACCUAAAGUUAACAGUUUUUUUCAUAUACUGUAACGUAAGCAGCGGGAAAAAAUAUAGCGCUUCCGUUGAAAGCUUUAUCGUGAAAGAUUACAUUGACAAAUCGGUUACAAACUCGGUUACUAAGUCACAAAAAGUAAUACAAAUAUAUCUAUACAUAUUACUACUUAAUAAUAUUUAUAUUAUUAAUAUAAUAUUAUAAUAUUAAUAAAAUAUUUAUAUUAUAUUAUUACAUUAUAAUAUAACAAUUACAUUAUUAAUAAUAGUAAUGUGUAUACAGAUUAGCUCUUAAGGUAUUCUCUUUCUCUUUCUCUUUCUCUUUCUCUUUCUCUCAUUCUCUUUUUUCGCUUUCUCUUUUUCCAACAUACAAAUAAUCAAAGUCGUUUUAUCCAGUAUCAAAGAGACAUGUUAAUUAAAUCUAUUAUAAUCUAAUAUAGGCAAAAAAAGCAAAGCGCAUGCGUGCGUGCACGCUUUUCUUCAGGCAUAAUCUCUCUGCUUGAUGUGAUAUAACGAAGAUUCUUUUUCUUUUUAUAAAUCAGUGAUCAUCUUACGAAUGCCUAACAUAUAAUAUUUUAGAAAAAACACGAAAAUACGUUGAGAAUUAUUGAAGGUUCGAAGAGAUUACAUCGAUUAUCGUAAAUAUUUGGUCGAUUACGCGUUACCUAAUUGUUUAUUAAAAAUCGUUAAGCUUACUAUUUAAUAUUAUCACUAUAAUGCCGCAUAAUAAUAAGUUUAUUUAUUUAUAUCUCAAAAUGUUUAAUCAACUUAAAACAGUUAUAAAAUUUUAAUAACACAUUAUAAAAUUAAUUAAUAACCCUGAAAUAUUAUAAUUAUAAGUCUACUUUUCUUUUUUUUUUUUUUUACCCGCUAACAAGCGCUCUCUCGCGUGCGUUUGUUUAUUUUUUGCGUAAUUGUUGUCUAUUUAUUUGUCUGAAUUGAAUAAGAAGGUAUUAUAUUAAUACAUUAUCAUGUGUCAUCUUAGUUAAAUUAUUAGCUUGCAAAUCAACUAUCAUCAUCGAAUUUUUGUUACGAUGAAAUAGUAAGACAUAUAAUUAAAACGUAUAAUUAAUUACAGAUUAAUCAAGAUAUUACGAAUACAUCCUAAUAUUACUUUGUUUGCUAAGUAAGAAGAAAUUCGCCAAAUAACACGUACCUUAGACAAAUAACAAUAUAUACUAUCAAUUAUAAUGAGACUAUAAUUCAUACAUAGACCGUCCUCGAUAUUUAAAAACACAUAUCCUAAAUGAAUCAUUUUUUUCUUUUUUUUUUUGUGGCAAGAAUCGAAGUUAAAAACUCGAAUCUCACCGAUUUUUUCACCUUCAUUUUUUUUUUUUAUUACUCUUUUGAGUAAAAACGUUAAUAACGUUAAUAAAGUGCUCUUAUUUUAAAAUCUGUACGUUAAUAUACAUUACAUUCGGCAUGGAGAUUCUUUCUCGAUAUCGAGGGGAGGAAUUACAGGGAGUUAUAAAUACAUUGGAAGAUUAUUCUUUCAUCAAGUUAUUCAGUUCGUCUUGAACGAAAAAGCAAGUUAACAACGAGAAGUUCGUAAAAACAAUUCUCGAAUGUUGCCAAAAAUAUAUUUGAAUAUUCUUCAAACAUUGAUAUAUUUUGUAUAUGUGAAAAAUAAAAAAGGGCAAUCUCCCCCCUCUAUGUUUAACGCACAAUCGAAUGAAAUUAUCCUCUAAUCGUCAUAUACACGUUCGUUUGUUAGAGGCAUGGAACUCCUCACCAGCAGGUACGAUCGGAACAAAUCGCAUUCCUAAUGACAUUUGGAGGAUAAGUGAACGAUUGCAGCAGUGAUCAUGACGUAUAACAUUGAAGGCUGACAUUGAAUAAUUAUCAGGAUGUAAUAACAUUUUAUGUGUAUGUGUGUGUGUGUGUGUAUGGUUUUUUUUUUAGUAAAUAUAUAUUCUUCUCCGAAGGAAAACUCGAAAAUUUGAAAUUUUAAUGAAAGUUUGCUUUAUUAGAAGAAAAAUAUUUCUCUAGAUAAAGAGACUUACAGCGAUACAAUGUCUCCUUGAAGUUUGGAAAGCAAACGGAAAGGUUCCCUACACAUGUGCAACAUGCCAAAAUUAUCCAAAACACUGAAUCACAGCUUUGAAUUAUGCAUUCUUAGAAAAUCUUCCCCUCCUCGCAUUUACAUACGUUCAUCGGAUGAUAUUUCUGGACGUAGUCAGUAAAUGUGACGUAAACAUUGUGGGAGUAUCCGAAAAUUCGGAUCUCAUUUCUCUUCUUUUCUCUCUCAUUCGUAGGCGUUGAAGACGCAUUUCGAGAGCGCGCCUAUUUAAGCUUCUCGCGUUUAUGCAGUUGAAUCAGUCGAAAUUCGUAUUCCUGAACCGUGUAUACCUUUCCCUCUGAUCUAGUUCUUCUUUAACGAGAGGAAAACAAAAGAAAUAUUUUAAGAUGUCGGUCGUGCCUCUGAUAUUUCGCGAUUGGUGGGACGAUUUCGAACGUCCAGUGUCCCGAUUGAUGGACCAACACUUCGGCAGAGGAUUGAAUCGAGACGACUUGUUAUCACGGUUUUCCGAUAUCAGCUUCGAUAGACCUCUACGCUCGAUAUUUCGCGACAGAUAUUACCGUCCGUGGAGAAACGUGACAUGUCAACCCUCGAGCGGAUCCAGCACGAUUCAACUCGACAAUAAGGACAACUUCCAGGUAAUACUGGACGUUCAACAAUUCUCACCGGAAGAGAUUACGGUGAAGACGGUCGGUAAUAAUGUUAUUGUCGAAGCAAAACACGAGGAGAGACAAGACGAGCACGGAUUUGUCAGCCGACAAUUCAUACGGAGAUACGUCUUGCCUCCAUCUCACGACGUGAUCAACAUUACCUCGAGUCUAUCUUCAGAUGGUGUUUUAACUAUCACGGCACCCAAAAAGGGAGAAACAUCUAGUGGAGAUGAACGAAUCAUUGAAAUCGUGAAAACAGGAGAACCAGCGGGUAAAUCGAUCAAAGUAGAAACGACUACAGAAGAAAAAUAAUAUAUAUUAUCUUCGAAAUUUAUAAAUUUGAAUUAUUAUUUAAUUUAAACAUGAUGCUUAUUAUAAUUAAUAUUUCAUAUUUCCAUAAAAUAAUUUAAAAUAAUAUUUUACACAAUAUUAAAAAUGAUAAAAAGUUUAAACAAUAUUAUUAUAAAUUGUUCUAAAAUAUAAAAAAUUUUAUAAUUCAAAAAGUAUGUAUUUAUUUUUUAAUUAUAUAAAUAUCAUUCGAUGUUCAA
This is a messenger RNA of Apis cerana (Asiatic honeybee), 3617 nucleotides long. Its product is annotated as protein lethal(2)essential for life. Gene Ontology annotation, biological process: response to heat; protein refolding. NCBI's taxonomy places the organism in Eukaryota, Metazoa, Arthropoda, Insecta, Hymenoptera, Apidae. The record is from RefSeq and is a predicted model, not a curated record. Gene Ontology annotation, cellular component: cytoplasm; nucleus.